Molecule: messenger RNA, 3507 nt
Organism: Sarcophilus harrisii (Tasmanian devil)
Lineage: Eukaryota; Metazoa; Chordata; Mammalia; Dasyuromorphia; Dasyuridae
Gene: ABCG8
Product: ATP binding cassette subfamily G member 8
Exons: 13
Coding region: 173-2149 (658 amino acids)
Biological process (GO): cholesterol homeostasis
Cellular component (GO): plasma membrane
Molecular function (GO): ABC-type transporter activity; ATP hydrolysis activity; ATP binding
Source: RefSeq, a predicted model, not a curated record
CAAAGAGGAGAUAGAAUCAGGGGCAGCUGGAGUCAAGCAAGAGCGAAGGAACGCAUUCAUGCUGAAGGGUAGCCAUCCCAUCCAAGGAUCAUAAGACAGGAGGAAAGGGAGGCAGGUGCCCCCCUGCCCAACAGGCACCGAGAUUGAAAACCUCUCCCCGCAGAGUGAGAUAAUGACUCUUUCUAGCAAGCAAAAUGUCUCGGACAGCGUGUUCUUCUCUGAAAGUGACAACAGUCUGUAUUUCACCUACAGUGGCCAGUCCAACACCCUGGAGAUCAGGGACCUCAAUUACCAGGUUAAUGGAGCUUCUCAGGUGCCAUGGUAUGAGCAACUGAUUGAAUUCAAGAUGCCUUGUCUAAGGAACCAAGGCCGGGAUUCCCUGGUGCCUGUUAUCCAGAAUCUGAAUCUGAAAGUGAGAAGUGGGCAGAUGCUGGCCAUCAUCGGGAGCUCCGGUUAUGGAAAGGCCUCGCUGCUGGACAUAAUUACCUGCAGAGAACACGGAGGCAAAAUUAAGUCGGGCCAAAUUCUAAUUAACGGGCAGCCCAGCACACCCCAGCUGGUCAAGAAGUGCAUCGCCCACGUGCGGCAGCAAGAACAGCUUCUCCCCAACUUGACCGUCUGGGAGACCUUAUUAUUUGUCUCCCAGCUCCGCCUAUCAAGAACCUCUUCAGAUGCACAGCGCAAAAAGAGGGUAGAAGACGUGAUAGCUGAGCUCCGGCUGCGGCAGUGCGCCCACACGCGAGUGGGGAAUGAGUACAUAAGGGGAGUCUCAGGGGGGGAGAGGAAGCGAGUCAGCAUUGGCGUGCAGCUACUGUGGAACCCUGGAAUCUUAAUAUUGGAUGAGCCUACAUCAGGCUUGGACAGCUUCACAUCCCAUAACCUUGUGAAAACUUUAUCUCGGCUGGCAAAAGGCAACAGAUUAGUGCUGAUAUCGCUUCAUCAGCCUCGCUCGGAUAUCUUCAAGUUGUUUGAUUUGGUCCUUCUGAUGACUUCUGGGACCACCAUCUACUCAGGAACAGCCCGGGACAUGGUCAAGUAUUUCACAGACAUUGGCUACCCCUGUCCAAGGUACAGCAAUCCUGCAGAUUUCUAUGUUGAUUUGACCAGCAUCGACAGACAGGACAGACAAAGAGAAAUGGCCACCAGGGAGAAGGUCAAGUCCCUCGCUGCCUUGUUUCUGGAUAAAGUCAAAGACUUUGAUGACUUCCUGUGGAGAUCUUCUGAAGGAGAGCUCUCGGAGGACCUGAGGCCUCCUCUCACUACAGAGAAGACCAUUAACUUAUCAUCACCUUUUGACCACCAGCUACCAGGGACAAUACAACAAUUCACCAUUCUACUGCGUCGACAGAUUUCCAAUGACUUCAGGGACCUGCCAUCAUUGUUGAUCAAUUGGUUAGAGGCCCUUUUGAUGUCCAUGAUAAUUGGAUUUCUAUAUUAUGGCCAUGGAGAAAUUCAGCGCUCCUUCAUGGACACAGCUGCUCUCCUGUUCAUGAUUGGGGCUCUGAUUCCCUUCCCAGUGAUUCUGCAUGUUAUUGCAAAAUGUCACUCCGAAAGGGCAAUGCUUUAUUAUGAACUUGAAGAUGGGAUGUAUUCUGCUGGUCCAUAUUUCUUUGCUAAGAUUUUAGGAGAGCUUCCAGACCACUGUGUUUAUGUGCUCAUUUAUGGGAUUCCAAUCUAUUGGCUAGCAAACCUCCGACCAGAGCCAGAAUAUUUCAUCCUGAGCUUCUUGAUGAUCUGGCUUGUGGUCUACUGCAGUCGGACCAUGGCACUAUGGUGUGCUGCUUCACUUCCCACCCUGCACAUGUCCUACUUCUUGGUCAAUGCUUUGUUCAACUCAUUUUACCUAGCAGGGGGCUUCAUAAUAAGCUUAGACAACUUAUGGACAGUACCAGGUUGGAUUUCCAAAGUAUCCUCUCUCCGAUGGUCUUAUGAAGGAUUAAUGCAGAUUCAAUUUAUUGGAGUCACUCACAAAGUACAGGUUGGAAACCUAACCAUCCCACUACCAGGAGAAGUUAUAGUUGAUGCUCUGCAUCUGAAUUCACACCCAUUAUACGCUAGUUAUGUCAUUAUUAUUGGCACUAGUAUCGGCUUUUUUGUCUUGUACUAUUUGUCCCUACGAUUCAUCAAGCAGAAAUCAAGCCAAGAUUGAAGCCCUGGAAUGUGCUGCAGGUUGCGGUGUGGGCUUGAGCUAUACCACUAACGCACUCUCCCUGGAGAAGUCUGACUGAAGUAGCCCAGAGACUCACCAUCCACAGUACCGAUCCUCAUCCUCUGGACCAUAAGAUGAUGCAGUGGUACUUGCAGGCCACAGGAUGGCAGCAGAAUAAAGACAGUUUAAAGUCGAUUUCAAAUCUUGGGCAGAUCUCCUGUUAUUGGAACAUCGAUGUGUCUCUUUGGUGGAGCGUACAAAAUCAGUAUUUUCCUCUGGGCCCAUUAUUUGAUAUAGGUAUAAGAUGUGGACAAAUCACACCUGAAGUGGUUCUUCCUAUUAUUUUGGAACAUGAGAUGGGGCCAAGUGGAAAUCUAGAAAUAAUUUUUGGGUUAAAAUUCUGUAAAACAGAUGAAAAGCUGAUAAUGGCAAAUCUCUCAGCAAUUUAACUGAAGAUGUAGGAGAAAAUAUGUGUAUGUACCAGAGGCAGUGUGCUGGUCUUGUGCAAGGUUUCUGAGGUUUACAACUAACGUGAUGGUAUAGUGAAGUGGGUUGGGUUUUGGAUUAGGAGCAUAUGGGUUCAAAUCCUGCCUUGGAAAGGUCACUUCCCCUUCUGAGCAUUUGUAAAUGAUACUGGUCUGUCAGAUCUCUCUGAAUCUGUGAUCUUGGAACGGGCAAUUCUAUUUUACUUGUUGCAACACCUUAUAUCCAAACAACGCCAGAUAAACUAGGAGUCCCUUAACACAGAGAUAGGCAGGCAGCGAGGUGAUCCAGUGAAGGAUGGAGCUCCAAGUUUGAAAACAGCAAGCUCUCAAUUCAAAUCCAGCCUCAGUUUCCCUGGGUGUCUUUUAUAUUAAAUGGAGAUUAUUAUAGCACCUCCCUCCCAGGGUGGGUGGGAGGGUAUAAAGGGAGCCAUUUGUGAGCACUCUGUAAAUGCUAUUAUCCUGUACACAGACAAGGAUAGUAAUGUGAAAAUGCCCUAAGCCCAGGAGCUGGUUCCCAUUUUGGUGAAUACAGAAGCAUGAACUAGCAAGUAAGCCAUAGCUUCUCACCACGCACCCCCAUUAAGCUGCAGGUGUGUGAGAGUGAGGGGUGGGGAUGGUGGAGAAUCACCAUUGCAAUCCGAGCUCUUUUAGGAUCACAGGAAGUCAAGAGCUGGAAGGGAGUUUAGACAAUCCGGGCUAAUCCCCACAUUCUCCACAUUAAGAAGCUGUGCCCAAGACUUGGCCAAUGGUUUCAUCAGUGCCUGAGUCAUAACUAGGCAGGUGCUAGUGAGUGCUUCAGGUCUGACCCGGCAGCUUUCUGUCCUCGCUACCUAAUGCAUCAUUAAAAGCAAAAUGAGUCUGUCAAUAAAAUUA